This is a messenger RNA of Effrenium voratum, 1611 nucleotides long. NCBI's taxonomy places the organism in Eukaryota, Dinophyceae, Suessiales, Symbiodiniaceae. The record is from the annotation of a GenBank genome assembly.
AUGUACCUCGACCAGGAUCCAAGCCCCACCGCAGCGCCGCGAAUGGUACAGCGACCCAUGUCUAGCCAGACCUUCGGCAUUCUCCAGCAGCAGGUGUGCAUCCCUAUCAAUUGCACCCUGCCGGAGAUGUUGGAUGGAGUGCCGGUGGUGUUGACUGGCCAAACCUCCUCCUUGGUCUCCAUCAGGGCCAAUGUGCAGCACAUCGAGUGCGAGGGCAUCGCCUACGACGCCGUCUGCCGCCCCGUCUGUGCCCCGGGCUUCGUGGCCGAGGCGGAGAUCUUUCGCUGCGCCGCCUCGGGAAGCUUCGAGGGGGCCAUCAGCUGCCGCGCACAGAGCUGCCCCGUGCCGCCAGCGCCCUCUGUGGGAACUCUGCUGAGCUGCGGGUCCAAGCAGGGGGACCUUUGUGAGGUGCUUUGUCCGGCUGGCUACUUCAACAACGCGUCCUACAAAUGCGAGGAGGGCACCUGGCAGGCGCCCUCCGCGCCCUGCGCGGAGCGGCGCUGCGCGGAGAUCCCGCGGUUGGCCAACACCAACCUCUCCCUCGAGGCCUGCGCCGACCAGCCAUCAGGCUACCAGUGUCCGGUGAGCUGCCUGGCUGGCUACACCUUGCAGGGCCAAGUGACGUGUGAGAGGGGCGCCUAUGUGCAGUCCGGCCUGGGCUGUGUGUCCUCCGCGGCGGGGAGCACUCGAAGCCAAGUGGUGCUAGGGAAAUGGACCUCAGUGUCCUCCUCGGCGACCUCGCUGCGAGGCCGAGCGGGAGCGGCUGUGCACGCAGCCCUGACGCUGGACUCUGAGCUGACAGCCUUCGGCUUGGGCGUGCAGAUGGCGGCGGAGUUCGCCUGGGGUGACUUGCCUCUGGCGCUGCUCGCAGACUCCCCGCUGCCACCACACCUUGCGCUGCGCUCGGCGGCGGUGGUGGCGGCGGCAUUGUCUGCGGCGAACAGCUCGUUUUCGGAUGUCUCGGUGUCCCUUCUGGAGCUUGCGCUCUAUCACCUCGACAUGGACAGCGCCUGGUCCAACUUCUCCUUGGGCCUCAGCCUGGCGAGUGUGGACCGAAUCAAUGCACUGCUCUCUUCGGGCAUUUCCGGCCUCUCCCCCCGGCAGCAGAUGCAGACGCGGGCAGUGCGCGCCGCAGAGCAGCCGGGUGCUGCCGCCGUAGCUGCGUCUGGCAUCUCUGCCGUGGAUGCGGAGACGCGCCUGGCCUUGCGCGGGAUCUUCGAUGGCGCCCUGUGGGCCAACGUCUCGCCCCACUCCGCCGCCCAAGACGCCGCCUUCGCGCAGACCGCUGUGCGGGGCCUGGAGCUGAAGGAGCUGGGCCUGCUGCGGCUCUUCCUGCAGCCCAGCCUCCGCUCCGCCACGAAUCUGGCCUCGAUUUCGCAGCGCCUGGCUCGUUUGGCUCACAUUGCCACGGAGCUCGGCAACCUGGAGGGCUACUUCUCCGCGGGCUCCGCGCCGGCGCAGCUGGCGGCGGUCUACGCGGUGGGCUUGGAGUUCGGGCUUACGGAGGUGGAGGCGCAAGAGCUGGUGGCGGCGACCGCGUGGCAUGUUUACUCGAGACGCCCUGCACGGAUACCCAGCUCCGGUGUCUGCCGCAGCGGCUUUUGGCGCUGA